Hypoxylon trugodes is the source of this 1773-nucleotide messenger RNA. RefSeq names its product glycosyltransferase family 57 protein. Gene Ontology annotation, molecular function: dolichyl pyrophosphate Man9GlcNAc2 alpha-1,3-glucosyltransferase activity. NCBI's taxonomy places the organism in Eukaryota, Fungi, Ascomycota, Sordariomycetes, Xylariales, Hypoxylaceae. Gene Ontology annotation, cellular component: endoplasmic reticulum membrane. The record is from RefSeq and is a predicted model, not a curated record. Gene Ontology annotation, biological process: protein N-linked glycosylation. The coding region runs from base 1 to 1773 and encodes 590 amino acids. The transcript is spliced from 2 exons.
AUGGCCCAACCUUCACCGUCACCACACAAGCCUCGGCGCAAAACCAAGAAGACCGCACAUUUCGAUAGCACCGUCAGCGUUAAACCUGAAGCUCUGAUCCGAACACCUUCGUUUCCACUGGCAGCUUUCCUAUGGCCUGCUAGGAGUUCCCUCUCACAAUGGGAGGUUUUACCUCUCAUCCUUAUGGUGGUUGGACUCUUUAGAUGGGCAGCUGGGCUUUGGGGAUACUCAGGCUUUCAGAAACCCCCGAUGCACGGCGACUACGAGGCGCAGAGACAUUGGAUGGAGAUCACGACACAUCUACCGAUAUCACAAUGGUACUUUCACGAUCUUGAAUGGUGGGGUCUCGACUAUCCUCCUUUGACGGCAUACCAUAGUUGGUUACUCGGCAAAGUCGGAUCCCUAGUCAAUUCUUCCUGGUUUGAGCUCUUUACGUCGCGAGGCCUAGAAGAUCCGGAGCUCAAGGUAUAUAUGAGAGCAACGGUCAUCGUAUCCGAAUAUCUGAUCUAUAUACCCGCCGCUGUCAUAUUCGUCAGGAGAUACAGCAGACUCUUUGGAGUUGCCCAAUGGACUUCAUCCGUAGCGCUUGUUGCCAUACUCAUGCAACCUGCCACUAUUCUCAUUGACCAUGUUCACUUCCAAUACAACACAGUCAUGCUGGGUUUCGUCUUGGCAAGCAUGUCGAGUAUGCUAGCAGGACGAUACAUGUGGGCUUCCAUUUUCUUCGUCUCCGCCUUGGGAUUUAAGCAGAUGGCGCUGUAUUAUGCGCCAGCCGUAUUUGCGUUGCUUCUGGGAAGUUGUAUAUUCCCUCGUAUCAACAUCGGAAGAUUCUUCGGAAUUGCAGCUGUCACUCUUGCAUCUUUCGCAGUGCUUGUCCUACCAAUUAUUCUCGGCACACUAUAUGAUACGAGCCGGGGGAUUGACACGAGGCCCGAUCUAGAUGGCCUGCGGCCCCCACUACCCCUUUUCGGCUUCCUCUCACCCUACUUAGAUACAGAGGCUCGGUAUUACCCAGUAAUUGAACAAUUUGCCCAAAUGGUUCAUCGGAUAUUCCCUUUUGCGAGAGGGCUAUUUGAGGACAAGGUUGCUAAUUUCUGGUGCGCGGCUAAUGUGGUCAUCAAGCUGCGAAAAUACCCAACUGAACUCCUACAGCGGGUCUCACUUCUAGCGACCCUUGCAUCAAUAGCCCCAGCCUGUGCGAUCAUAUUCUUCAAGCCGCGCAAAGAACUCUUACCCUAUGCAUUUAGCGCCACGGCCUGGGGUUUCUUCCUAUUCAGCUACCAGGUUCAUGAGAAAAGUGCUCUGCUUCCACUUCUUCCAAUGACUGUACUCCUUGCUGGAAAGCAGGGGUUAGGUAAAGACGUUAGAUCAUGGGUUGGGUUCGGUAAUCUUGUUGGUGUAUGGACUAUGUUUCCACUACUAUCACGAGUUGACCUGCGAGUACCCUACGCGGUGUUGACGCUCCUAUGGUCGUACCUCCUAGGUCUUCCCCCUGUAUCGACCAGCGCGUACUUCGAAGAGGGGCAGAAUAUCUGGACCCAAUGGCUGACAGCGAUUCUUCAUGGCUCUUUCUAUCUGUCCAUGGCUGCCUGGCAUGUUUUAGAAUUAUUCGUCACUCCGCCUCCUGACAAGCCCGACCUGUGGGUCGUGGCUAACGUCGGGAUAGGUGCUGCUGGCUUCGCGCUGUGUUACCUGUGGUGCCUAUGGAAGCUGGUCCAGGAGAGCGGGAUCAUCCCGAAGAAAUUCCUAGGAUCCAAGGUCAAAACCACAUGA